Molecule: messenger RNA, 1767 nt
Organism: Sorghum bicolor (sorghum)
Lineage: Eukaryota; Viridiplantae; Streptophyta; Magnoliopsida; Poales; Poaceae
Product: methyltransferase-like protein 6
Exons: 7
Coding region: 165-1160 (331 amino acids)
Source: RefSeq, a predicted model, not a curated record
CGUUACCCUGCGGGAGGCUGUGUGCCCUGCUCGCUCUCCUCCCGGCAUUGGCGGCGCCCCCUCUGGCGACUUGAGCUCGCUGGGCGAGGUCCCCUCCGAUAGGCAGACCGUAGUCGAAACGACAAGACGGGUAGAUCUUGCUAAGGCAAAGGCGCGCUCCCUCCAUGGAAGUGGAAGAAGCAGGAGAAUUGGAGACCGCCGGCAAGGACGUGGCGGAGGCGGAGUACCAUUCGCACGACUUCGAGUGGGAGGAACUCAAGGAGGAGGUGGAAUCUGGACCUGCCUUCUCCUACCACCUCUCCCCUUUUCCCGAGCCCGCCGCGAGUACCACCUCGCCGCCGCAGCUCUCGUCGGAGGCCUGGAGAAGCUUCCACCGUCGCCACGCGUCCGGAAAGUUCUUCAAGGAAAGGAGGUAUUUGCUUAAGGAAUUUCCUGAACUUUGUAGCAGCAAAGAUCAUGCUAAGGUCUUAGAAGUGGGGUGUGGGAAUGGAAGCACUGCUGUUUCCAUUCUACGGUCUAGUGAAAGGAUCACUGUCUUUGCUUGUGACUGUAGUAAAGACACUCUUGAGAGGGCAAAUGAAAUUAUAUCCAACACAAAAGGGAUUGAUAUCAAGGAUAGGUUCCACCCCUUUUUAAUGGAUGUUUCUAAAGAAACUUUCCCAGAUUGGUUAUUCUGCAAAGCCUGUCAAUGUUCGCUGGGAAAAGAUGCUGCACUUUUACUUGAUCCAAGUCACCAUGGAAUUAGAAAAGAGCACCCAGUCUUCCUUAGAGAGAACCAAUGUUGUGCUGGUGGCAUGGAUUUUAUUACCAUGAUAUUCACACUGUCAGCCAUACCCUUCGACAUAAUGCCAACUACUAUAGAACAAUGUGUUUCUGUUCUGAAACCAGGCGGCCUUCUUCUGUUUAGGGAUUACGGUCUUUACGACAUGACAAUGCUUCGGUUUUUACCUCAUCAAAGAGUAGGGUUUCGGGAAUAUAUGCGAUCAGAUGGUACCUUUUCAUAUUUCUUCUCAUUGGAUACUGUGAGAGAACUCUUUCAUGCUGCUGGGUUAGUAGAGUUGGAGCUGGAAUACUGCUGUGUCAAGUCCGUGAACCGAAAGAAAGGGAAGACGAUGCAGCGGGUAUGGGUGCAUGGCAAAUUCCAAAAACCACCUACCUGACACCAGUUAGCUGUGGAGGUAGUAGCAACAUAGGCCAGGUAGUUUUCUCGGCCACUUUGGUGUUGCAACAAAGCGCUGUAACAGUUUUGUAACCACAAACUUUAAUGCCAUGGAAAUUCUGUUCCCCUGCAUCAACACUAGCCAUUCUGAGUCCCUUGUGUUGACUGCUUGACCACUCCCGGACUCUAUUUCAUAGUUGCAUGUUAGCAACUCACAGGUGGAUAGGGACCUGUUUGAAUGAAGCAGUUUUCAAAAACUGCUGUAUCAAAAAACUAUGGGUUUAUAAGCUAAUAAAAAGACGCAGACCUAUGGUUUAGAGAAAAAAAAGUUUUGACAAAAUCAUUGUUUUAGAGCUACAAAAUUUGCUGCAUCCAAACACCCAGUAGCCUUUGAAAACCUAAGUAUUUUGCAAAACCACAGUAUUUCUCCAAAAUUUGUUGUAAAACCAGUACUUUGCAUCUGUUUGCGUUGGAAUGUAAAUGAGAAUGUAAAUGGGCGAAUGAACAGUUGUUUUCAUUGAUCUUGUGAUGUAUAUUUAUACAUCCGUACGGACGCCAUGGGGAAGUGCUCGCAGGCAACCGCCAUGGCGCCGACGGUUCGUUCCGAA